Molecule: messenger RNA, 564 nt
Organism: Neopelma chrysocephalum (saffron-crested tyrant-manakin)
Lineage: Eukaryota; Metazoa; Chordata; Aves; Passeriformes; Pipridae
Product: transcription activator BRG1-like
Exons: 2
Biological process (GO): regulation of DNA-templated transcription
Cellular component (GO): nucleus
Molecular function (GO): ATP binding
Source: RefSeq, a predicted model, not a curated record
AUUCCCGGGAAUUCCCCCCGGCAGCCCCUGGAUUCGCUGCACGAGAAGGGCCUGGCCGAGGAUCCGCGUUACGGGACCAUGAAGGGGAUGGGGCUGCGCCCGGGGGGCCACGCGGGGAUGGGACCCCCCCCCAGCCCCAUGGACCAGCAUUCCCAAGGUUACCCGUCGCCCUUGGGCGGCUCGGAACACGCCUCCAGCCCGGUUCCAUCCAACGGCCCCUCGGGGGGCUCCGGGGGCGGCUCCGGGGGUUCCCUGGAGGGCUCCGGGGGCGGCUCCGGGGCGGAGGCCCCGUCUCUGGGCCCGGGGGGCCGUGGGGCCGCGUCCCCCUUCAACGCUGCGCAGCUGCACCAGCUGCGGGCUCAGAUCAUGGCCUACAAGCUGCUGGCGCGGGGGCAGCCGCUCCCGGAGCAUCUCCAGGUGGCCGUCCAGGGAAAACGGCCCCUGCCCGGGAUGCAGCCCCAGAUUCCCGCUCUACCUCCGCCCGCCGGAGCCGCCCAGGCCGCGGGAACAGCGCCCGGAGCGGGGCCGGCACCGCCCGGAUACUCCAGACCUCACGGUGAGGGA